CACAUUUUACUCCUUUAGUUCCAUCUAUAUCUAUAUAUACUAUGUAUAAUUACAAGUAUUUGUCUUUUAACGUUAAAUAAUAAACAGUACCACAUUUUAUUUUUAAGACUAAUGAAAUAAUUAUUUAUGUUAGAAUUUAAUAAUGCCAGUAGAUGAAAUCCAAUAUUCAGAAAAGUAUAACGAUGAUAGGCAUGUCAUUCUACCGGUGGACUUGGCGAAACACGUUCCUAAAUCGCAUUUAAUGACUGAAACUGAAUGGCGGAACUUGGGCGUUCAACAAAGUCCUCACUGGAUGCACUACAUGAUGCAUGGACCAGAGCCUCAUGUAUUGCUGUUCCGAAGGUUACGAACCGCUUGUGCGUAAUAACUGGGCCGCGAGUUUUAAAAUAUUGAGACAAUUUUAAUUAGUUUUUUCUUUAUCCUCUAACAGUAUUCAAAUGAUUAAUAUAAAUAAGAAAAACAUAUCGUAAUAAACAAACUUACUGUACAGGUUGAUUGUAUAGGUUUAGAAUAUACAAAAUAAAUUUGUUGAAAAAGUU
Leptopilina heterotoma is the source of this 539-nucleotide messenger RNA. RefSeq names its product cyclin-dependent kinases regulatory subunit (gene Cks85A). The record is from RefSeq and is a predicted model, not a curated record. Gene Ontology annotation, biological process: regulation of mitotic cell cycle. Lineage: Eukaryota; Metazoa; Arthropoda; Insecta; Hymenoptera; Figitidae. The transcript has 3 exons. The coding region runs from base 143 to 364 and encodes 73 amino acids. Gene Ontology annotation, molecular function: histone binding; protein kinase binding; ubiquitin binding. Gene Ontology annotation, cellular component: SCF ubiquitin ligase complex; cyclin-dependent protein kinase holoenzyme complex.